UAUAUAAACAAGCCUUUUCCAUCUCCGCUCUCCUCUAACCACUUCCUACCAAACAAUUCCCAUGACCAUCAUACCACUAACUCGCUUCACGGCUUUCUGCAAAUUAACGAAACGUAGCCAAUUCGUCCGCGUGUUCUCGUCCACCGCUGUCACCAGGCAAGCAUUCCUACGUACACCCCUUACCCCGCCCAAGGGUCUCGCCCAGAAACAGCAAACCAGAAUGACCAGCAAAGUCACAGAUUGGGUCAAACCCGGCGACACGUCGGGCGAGUUCAAGCGCCAGCAAAGCUCGUUCCGAAACUGGAUCUCGCGCGAGCAGGGAGCAAAGUUCCCCCCCGAGAAGGGCCGCUACCAUCUCUACGUCAGCUACGCCUGUCCGUGGGCCUGCCGCACGUUGAUCACACGCAAGCUCAAGGGCCUCGAGGACAUCAUCAGCUAUUCCGUGGUCCACUGGCACCUCGGCGAGAAGGGGUGGCGCUUCGUUACCGAGGAGGAUAAGGACGUCCCCGGCGACAACGUGAUCCCCGAUCCCGUCCCGGGCCACGACGGCUUCAGGCACCUCCGCGACCUGUACUUCGAGUCAGAGCCGGAAUACAACGGCCGCUUCACCGUGCCUGUCCUGUACGACACCAAAGGCAAGACCAUUGUCAGCAACGAGAGCAGCGAGAUCAUCCGCAUGCUCUACACUGAGUUUGACGACCUCGUGGACAAAAAGUACCAACAGGUCGACCUCUACCCCGAGGCCCUGCGCGGCCAGAUUGACGAGACCAAUGAGUGGACGUACGACAAGAUCAACAACGGCGUGUACAAGUCCGGCUUCGCCACGACGCAGGAGGCUUACGAGCGCAACGUCGUUGCUCUUUUCGAGGCCCUCGACAAGGCCGAGGCGCAGCUCAAGUCCGUACACGACAAAGGCCCGUACUACUUUGGCAAAGACAUUACCGAGGCCGAUAUCAGACUCUUUGUCACAAUUAUCCGAUUUGAUCCCGUCUACGUGCAGCACUUCAAGUGCAACAUCCGCGACAUCCGCUCCGGAUAUCCCUACAUCCACAAGUGGAUGCGCAACCUGUACUGGAACGUGCCGGCCUUCAAAGACACGACGCAGUUCGAACACAUCAAGUGGCAUUACACCAAAAGCCACACGCAAAUCAACCCCUUUUCCAUCAGCCCCGUCGGUCCUCUGCCCGACAUCCUGCCGUUGGACCAAGAGGUAGCGGCCGUCAGCAUUAAGUUGUGAGAGACGUAAGAGGUCAUUUCC
This is a messenger RNA of Colletotrichum destructivum, 1258 nucleotides long. RefSeq names its product Putative glutathione S-transferase, Thioredoxin-like superfamily. Gene Ontology annotation, molecular function: glutathione transferase activity. The coding region runs from base 62 to 1237 and encodes 391 amino acids. Gene Ontology annotation, cellular component: cytoplasm. NCBI's taxonomy places the organism in Eukaryota, Fungi, Ascomycota, Sordariomycetes, Glomerellales, Glomerellaceae. The record is from RefSeq and is a predicted model, not a curated record. The transcript is spliced from 7 exons.